AUCUCGUUUUUCAAUUUUUUUAUUUAAAUUAUUUUUGUUGGUUUGGAUUUGAUCAUCAGAAAAAAGGGUCCAUCAGAUCAGAUCUUUGACGCAGAUUUUCUACGAUUUGUUAAUGUUCACAAAGUUAAUAAAUCGGUUACUAAGAAAAAGGAAAAGUUAAGUGCGACUUAAGGACUCUUACAUUUUCAUACCUUAGUCAUUUUGAGACUUGGCAAUCAAAGGUUUUGAUAAGUUUUCUGUGUGCAUAUUGUGAAAUUUGUUUUAAACUUGAUGUUUAAUCAAAUAUGACUGUAACCAAUUUGGGAACAAUGCAUCGUCCUUGUUUUAGUGGAUAUGCUUUUCAAGGUGAUAUGUCUGCAGGUCAAGGAAGAUUAAAUCAAUUAGGAGGAAUGUUCAUCAAUGGGCGACCAUUGCCGAAUAGCAUAAGACUAAGAAUUGUCGAAAUGGCUGCUUCUGGUAUACGGCCGUGUGUGAUUUCGAGACAACUGCGUGUUAGUCAUGGAUGCGUCUCGAAAAUUUUGAACAGAUAUCAGGAAACCGGAUCAAUUAGACCAGGCGUAAUUGGCGGUUCCAAGCCUCGUGUGGCAACACCGGAAGUAGAGUCACGCAUUGAGGAAUACAAGCGCGAAAAUCCAGGUAUAUUUUCAUGGGAAAUUCGCGAUCGUCUAGUCAAAGAGGGCAUUUGUGAUCGUUCGUCUGCUCCAUCGGUUUCAGCAAUUUCAAGAUUAUUACGUGGCCGUGAUGGUGAUGACGACAAAAAGUCUGAUUCAUUGAAAAACGAAUCCGAUGGCGAACUCUCCGACUGCGACAGUGAACCUGGCAUUGCAUUGAAACGGAAACAGCGGCGUUCGCGUACAACCUUUACAGCCGUUCAGCUGGACGAACUGGAGCGUGCCUUUGAGCGGACACAGUAUCCGGACAUUUACACGCGUGAAGAAUUGGCUCAGCGAACCAAACUAACCGAGGCUAGAAUUCAAGUUUGGUUCAGUAAUCGAAGAGCACGACUGCGAAAACAACAAAACUCCGGACCGAAUUCGAUGUACAAUGGUGCGGUUCAGUAUCCCAUAAAUGGGCCGCCCAAUUACUCUGUAAUGGGUCAACCAAUGUCUGAACCAUCCAACUAUUCACCGCAACCCCAUCAAAUUCACGACUUCUAUCCAUCGCAUAUACAUCAAAGCCAUAUUCCGACAUCGCAUGGUCACACAACUCCACCCCAUCAGAUUCACAAUCCGACACCCAGUUACCCAAAUCACUCCAGCAUGACAAGUUUGAAUUCAUCAUCACCAUACCAUUUGACGAAUACCAUACCAUCCACAAUUGCUACUGAAUCGCAUCAGUUGAUUGGUCGCGGAGACAGUCCUACUGAUCAUUACACAAGUCCCAUUCAACUACCACCAACGCCAACCAGUCUGAUAACCAUUGCCGGUCCGAAUAGUGGAAACAGUAAUAGCAACGACGGAUGCACACCAGCCGAGGAAAAUGUCUCGAUGCCGAGUCAUUUGUCGCACACCAACAACAAUCUGUAUUCACCGUGGAACAACUCAUCAAGUCGACCAUUACAACCGAUUUCACCUUCGGAUGUGCAAUCAGCACCCAACAAUCAAUUGCAUCACAUUACUUCUGGUUUGUUACAUCAUCAACCCACGUAUGUGCAGCAAAAUUUGGCACCGUUUCCAACACACGCACCGACAAAGAAUUUCAUGCCUCAACAGUACUACUGGCCCUACUAGAAAAUCCGAUUUAACGCACGAUCAAUCUGGAUGAAGAUGAAGAAUACCAUCAUCUGUUUUCGGCACCGACGACACCAAUAGAGUGAGCAGCUCUGGUGAUUGUGGUUCUAUAUAGCAAAAUGCACGUUGAAACGAAUGAAGUAACAGAUUUUGUAUCAACAGAUCAAACGAGCUACAAGAUUCGACACGAUUAUAAAUACUAGUGAUAUGCUUGCCGUCCGUGAAAUGUUAAUGAUGACUUUCCGACGGAUAAUGUCGAAUGAAGUGUUAUACGAUGAUAGAAUACCGUUCUGUGAAUGAUAACCGUUUGGAACAAAAAUUUUUGUUUCAUUUUUAUUUUCACUCAAUGAAACUGUUAUUUGUAAUGGGAGACUAUGUAAAUUGUAUAAGAAUUUCCUACUAAGUGAUUUCUCCAUCAGUUUUAAUUUUAAUUAAGUGAUUUUCGUCCAGUUUUUAGAUUCUAAGA
Messenger RNA from Bradysia coprophila, 2196 nucleotides. RefSeq names its product segmentation protein paired-like. Gene Ontology annotation, molecular function: DNA-binding transcription factor activity, RNA polymerase II-specific; RNA polymerase II cis-regulatory region sequence-specific DNA binding. Gene Ontology annotation, biological process: regulation of transcription by RNA polymerase II; anatomical structure development. Lineage: Eukaryota; Metazoa; Arthropoda; Insecta; Diptera; Sciaridae. The record is from RefSeq and is a predicted model, not a curated record.